AUGUUGACCUUGAGAUUUGUUGUUCUGACGGGACUCUUUCUACUCCUCGCCCGUCUUCUUUUCAUCAUUGCAAAGAGCUUCUCUUCAUCAACUCGCCAUCUACCAGGUCCAUUUUGGGCGCGAUUUACUCGACUCUGGUAUUUCAAGCGCGUUGCUCUCGGCGGCUUCGAGCGAGAGAACAUUGCACUCCAUAGAAAACAUGGCCCGAUUGUACGACUCGCGCCAAACAUGUUUAGCAUCGAUUCACCGGAAUCAGUAAACACGAUAUACGGCAUCGGUUCAAAACUGCCAAAAUCAGACUGGUACGACGGCUGGAAGCACCCGAGUCCCGAUGCAUGGACUUUAUUUCCCGACAAGGAUAUCAAGAGGCAUGCUCAGACAAGAAGAGUGUUCCAGGGCCUUUACAGCAUGUCCAGCUUGGUGAGCUACGAGAAGUACGUGGACGAAUGCGCGGAUAUUCUAUUAAAUCGCAUGUCUAUCUGUUCGAAAAGACGCGAGCCCAUCAACAUGGGCCACUGGUUUCAGUGUUACGCUUUCGAUGUUAUUGGCAAUAUUACGUUUUCCAAGCCUUUCGGAUUCCUCGACCGCGGGGAAGAUGUUUCGGGUAUCCUGCAGGCUUUGAACAAGGUUUUUGCCUAUUCUACUCUGAUUGGCAUUUUCCCUUCUCUGCAUCCCUACAUUUAUGCCGUGACCAGCGCUCUGGGCAUCGGAGGAGCAGCCGGACGCACGUAUCUCAUUCGCUACGUAAAAGAGUUAAUUCUCCAGCGAAAGACCGAGAGAGAUUUAAAAGACGAAAAGGGCAUAGGAAAUGCUCACGGAAUGCCUGAGGAUUUUCUCGAAAAGUUAAUGGUGAAGAACAAAGACGCCCCAGCCAAAGUAACCGACUACCAUGUUUUCAUGAUGAGCAUGUCCAACAUCAUUGCGGGCUCAGACACCACUGCCAUCAGCCUCUCGGCAAUUCUAUACCAUCUUCUCAAAUAUCCAGAUGUGAUGAGCAAACUACGAGACGAAAUUGACCAAUCGACAAAUGAAGCAGGUCAAGUCCAUCUGAGCUUCAAGGAAAGUUUAGAAAUGCCAUACUGGCAGGCAGUUAUGAAAGAGGCACUGCGUCUCCAUCCCGCUACAGGGCUUCCUCUGUGGAGAGAUGUCACUGAGGGCGGUCUGCAUCUGAAUGGGCAAUUCUUUCCCGAGGGCACGACGAUUGGUAUUAAUACCUGGACUGCGCACUACAACGAAGAUGUCUUUGGCACGGAUGCCGCAGUGUUUCGGCCAGAGAGAUGGCUAGAGGCAGAGAAAGAAGGAGGGGAUAGACUGGCCCAGAUGAACGCAUAUUAUUUCCCAUUUGGCUUGGGAUCGCGAACAUGCAUUGGCCGACAUAUCUCUUACUUGGAGAUGUCGAAGCUGAUCCCACUGCUCAUUAGGAACUUUGACUUCGAGUUGCAAGAUGGAAAGAAUGACUGGCAAACAACGAAUUAUUGGUUUGUGAAACAAGACAACUUUAACGUCACAGUUAGGCCAAGGGCGGCAGCGUGA
Messenger RNA from Trichoderma gamsii, 1533 nucleotides. RefSeq names its product cytochrome P450 oxidoreductase. The record is from RefSeq and is a predicted model, not a curated record. Gene Ontology annotation, molecular function: monooxygenase activity; heme binding; iron ion binding. The coding region runs from base 1 to 1533 and encodes 510 amino acids. The transcript is spliced from 2 exons. Lineage: Eukaryota; Fungi; Ascomycota; Sordariomycetes; Hypocreales; Hypocreaceae.